Molecule: messenger RNA, 741 nt
Organism: Loxodonta africana (African savanna elephant)
Lineage: Eukaryota; Metazoa; Chordata; Mammalia; Proboscidea; Elephantidae
Gene: GAL
Product: galanin and GMAP prepropeptide
Exons: 6
Coding region: 177-539 (120 amino acids)
Biological process (GO): neuropeptide signaling pathway
Cellular component (GO): secretory granule; extracellular region
Molecular function (GO): galanin receptor binding; neuropeptide hormone activity
Source: RefSeq, a predicted model, not a curated record
CGCGCAUCACGUCCGGCGUCCCCGAGACCGCGCCAUGCGGUGAGCGCUCGCCAAGGCCGCCCUCCCGACCCGACGCCCGGACCUGCCACCCCGCCCGGACCUCCGGCCAGUCCGGACCCGGUGAUUGGACCCGAUCCCCCACCCGGACCCGCCGCUCGGACCCGCGGUCACUCAAGAUGCCCCGAGGCAGUGCCCUCCUGCUCGCCGCCCUCCUCCUGGCCGCGGCCCUCUCGGCCACCCCGGGGCUCGGGUCGCCGGCAAAGGAGAAAAGAGGCUGGACCCUGAACAGCGCUGGCUACCUUCUUGGUCCACAUGCCAUCGACAACCACAGGUCGUUCCAUGAGAAGCAUGGCCUGGCCGGCAAGCGUGAGCUGCAGCCGGACGACGAGACAAAGCCAGGAAGCUACGACAGGCUGCUGCCUGAGAGCAGUGUCGUGCACACCAUCAUCGAGUUUCUGACUUACUUGCAGCUCAAAGAGGCCGGGGCCCUCGAGGACCUGCCCUCCGCCCUCUCAUCGGAAGACACGGAGCAGACCUGAGACACAGCUUGGCCUGGGCGUGUGGCUGCCACGACUGGAAGCCUGACUUUGAGAUGUGUUAUCUCGGGCCAUUUACGCAGAGCACGCCACUCCUGCCCUCUCUGCUUUAUACUGUGUUGUUACAAUUUCAGGUUUUUUCUUUGAAAAUUAGUUUAAGUGGCAAAAUAAAAAAACAGCAACUGCUUGCAAUGGUCUGGUUCUU